This is a messenger RNA of Rana temporaria (common frog), 6261 nucleotides long. It is a transcript of the gene GTF3C1, whose product is annotated as general transcription factor IIIC subunit 1. Gene Ontology annotation, molecular function: DNA binding. The record is from RefSeq and is a predicted model, not a curated record. Gene Ontology annotation, biological process: transcription initiation at RNA polymerase III promoter; 5S class rRNA transcription by RNA polymerase III. NCBI's taxonomy places the organism in Eukaryota, Metazoa, Chordata, Amphibia, Anura, Ranidae. The coding region runs from base 106 to 6111 and encodes 2001 amino acids. Gene Ontology annotation, cellular component: transcription factor TFIIIC complex. The transcript has 37 exons.
GCUCUUGCAAUAUAUCUCACGUUGUUCCUGUCAGCCUGUAGUUUACAUGGGCUAGGCUAGUAUGAUGUGAGCGCGCUGGUUUGUUGUUUAGUGAAUGACAAGACUAUGGACGCGCUGGAAUCGGUGUUGGAUGAAGUGGCUCUGGAAGGUUUGGAUGGGAUCACAGUCCCGGCGCUAUGGCUUCGGUUACAGGCUCGUGCCCCCCCUUUCCCUCUCAUACUGGAUGCCGCCACUAAGCAGCUUCUGUGGCAGUCCAUGUUGCGGAACCAGGAGCUGGACUUGUGUGAACUCCCUGAAGAGAGGCCGCCCCUAGUGAUGUGUAACAGGUAUGAGGAGCAUGAUUGUGAUCCAAGUGUACUUAAAGCCAAAGGUGAUUUUUGCUCUGACGACAUAUACCCAGUUCAUGCUAUAACAGAUCAUAAAAAUGGAAUCCAAGGCUCAUGCCGUUUUUUUAACAAACGAGUUUCGGUUGCAGAGCACCUGAGAAAACACUCAAUCACGUGUGAAGAUGCAAUUGCCAGAUGGGGAGAGAAACUUGUGAUUGUUGCUUCUCAGACCUUGCGGUCACGUGCUCUGUUUGGAUGGGAAGGUGAUCCUUCAAUAAAGUUACCAGAUUGUUCAUACUGUAUGCUCGAGAAGGUUGGAAGAUCACGAUGGCAAGGAGAAAUUCAGAGGGACCUGCAGGGAGACUUCAAAAUGGACGCUGGGAAAAUCCAUUAUAUUCGACGAGUCCUUGAUAGAAAAGAUGUCAUUACAAUGCAGUCACAUGUUAUCAAGCUAUCUAAUGGAGCUCAGCAGCAUUCUUUACUUCUCCUUCUGAAGCGCUUUCACGUUGACAGGAAGAAUAAGUAUGACACGCUUGCAGAGAUGGUUUCUUUAAGGUUAACUGAACGUGAGAAUCGCACAGAAACUUUGAUAAACCUUCGGGAAGAAAUGGGUUUGCCUGAACGACUCUUUAAACGACUGUAUUAUUAUAUGGUUACUGCAGGAAUUGUAAAAAUAAUUUCUUUACCAAUACAAGAGAUUCAGCCACUUGUUGAACAUUGUAAGACUAAAAGAGGUACUGACAUAAUGGUCCGAUGUAUUAAGCUAAUUAAAGAAUAUAAAAGAAAAAAAGAUGACGAGGAUGAUGAGGAUGAAGAAGAUUUGAAAUCGGCAUCAGUUCCUAUCGACAUAAUCUAUGAGAAGGACAUGUUAACACAAACCUAUGAGCUCAUUGAAAAUCAAGGCACAAAUGGAAUUUCACAAAGAGAGAUAAGAUUGGCAAUGAAUGUGGGGAAGCUGGAAGCCAGGAUGUUGUGUCGUUUAUUAGAAAGAUACAAGUUGAUUAAGGGCUUCAUGGAAGAUGAAGGACGUCAGCGAACUACCAAAUUUAUUUCUCAUGUAUUUGUGGAGGAAAGUGACUUACGCAAACAAUUUUUAGAGGAAAAAGCAAAAAGCGAACAGCUUUCAUUGAUUAAUUCAGCCCCACUACAAAAUGUAGAAGACGACAAUGCAAUGUAUACUGAAAACAACCCAGCUGCAGAUUUACAGAUUUCAGAGGAUGAGAAAGAUGAUUUGAGUGAGUACAUUGCUAGGACAAGCACUCCUCUGCCUUCAUCAAAGGGAAAAUUCAGUUUACAGCUCGCUGAACUGGACAAAACAUCAGUCACAUCCAAAAACAACUGCAGUAGGGACAGUCUCCAUUUAGAGUCCAACUUCUCUAUGAAGUCUGCAAAUGAGGAUAAUGAUGAAGUCUCUGUAAUUGAGGAGGUCUUGGCAUGCGAGAAAUUGAAGCAUGAUAAAACCUCUAAAACCAAAAAAGGUAAAGGGUCCUUGAAGUCAGGAACACUGGAAAAAUCUCGUGAAACGUAUCGUCUUUUGAAGAGGAGAAACGUAAUUGUGGAGACCGUUAAGAAUUUGCGCUUAGUGGAGAGCUUGUUCACUCUCCAAAAAAUGAUUGUAGAACAAGAAAGACUGGAGGGUGUAGCUACUAAAUGCUGCAAAAAAUCCAUUGUAAGAUUGGUACAUAAACUGUCUCAAGAGGGUCUAGUAAGGCUUUAUCGUACUGUGGUGGUGCAAGAUGGAAUUAGUAAAAAGGUGGAAUUUGUGGUUCAUCCAUCAAUUAAUCCAAAUGAUCCUUUAGUUAAAAGCACUAUUGAACAAAUUCGCUUUCGUAUGUCCAAUUCUACUUCAGGGAACCGAACACGCUUGCCUCAAAGCUCAUCAGCUCUUGGUAAGACUGAGCCUGAUGAACAACACAAAGAAAUUAAAGGAGAAAAACACAAGAACUCUCUCUUUCUGGGAGAUAGUUCUGAAGAUGUGCCUGAAGGCAAAGAUUCAAUGUAUGUGACACAGUUAAAGAAUUAUCAUCCAGUUAUAGUUCCCGGACUUGGCCGCACUCUUGGCUAUCUUCCAAAAAUGCCACGCUUGAAAGUAACUCACAUCUAUCUCUGGUAUAUUGUCUAUGGUCACCCCUUGCUUAACUUGCAACAGCAGAAAACACCAGACUGCAAGCCAUCUAAUAACAUGCAAGAUAAAAAGUCUGAGAAUGUAAUGCCGCCACUUUGCCACCUUACAGACGGCUGUGCUGAUGCAGACAAUGCUCCAGACCCUGGUGUUGAAAUCUGUAGUACAGCUGCUAAUAUAGAAGAAUGUACAUCAAACACUGGAAAAGAGGAAAAAGCACAUCCUGUAUAUGUUGAUGAAGAGUCUUGGAAAAGGUGCGUGCCUCCUGCUUCUCUUCAUUCUGAUUUUGGACCUGGUUGGGUGGUGGUUAGUGACAUCCUGCUCUGUUUGCCCCUUUCAGUCUUCAUCCAAAUAGUUCAAGUCAGCUACAAGGUUGACAACCUUGAGGAUUAUUUAAAUGAUCCAAUAAAAAAGCACACGUUGAUCAGACACCUACCAAGACCAAUGCGACAACAGCUGCUGUACAAAAGGCGAUAUGUCUUCUCAGUGUUUCAGGGGCUUCAGAAACUGAGUUGCAUGGGUUUAUUGCAGUUUGGUCCAACUGAAAAAUUUCAAGAAAAAGAUCAGAUAUUUGUCCAUGUGAAAAAAAGAGCAACAAUUAUUGAUACAACUGCCUGUGAUCCUCAUUACAAUUUAGCUCAUGCAAGUCUUCCUUUUGAAAAGCGCUCUUACCAUUUGGAAACCUUUCAAGAUGUGGAGAAUUUAUGGUUUGAUUUGCAAUUUGUUUGUCUGAAUACACCUUUGGGAGUUGUACGCAACCCUCGUGGAAAGAAAAUUAACACAUCGGAACAAGAUAAUCUGCCAGGACAAGAUAUGGAUGCAGAAUCUGAAGAAAGGCAGAAUCUGGAGAGAAAGUGCAACAUUCUCGACAGUGUUAUGGGAAGUAAAGAAGUGGUUGAUGAUGGAUUGAUUCCUGGAGAUGGACUGGGAGCUGGUGGGCUUGACUCUAGUUUCUAUAGCCAUUUAAAACGGAACUGGAUUUGGAUAAGCUACAUUAUUAAUAAUUACAGAAAGACUAAAUUUGCACAACAAGGCUUUACUCUAAGACUCCAGACCUUUCUGAACAAGCCUAUGCUACUGCUUGGCUCAACGGGAAAGCAGGAGCGCAUCUUUGGUGAUAUGAACAUGUCAGAAAGUGGAGAGCUGGUUGAAAUAGUAAAGGAAUCUACAGUGUGCCGCAAUAAAAGGGUUUGUGGAGGAAAAAACCGCAAGCGUAAAAAACUGAAACAACACAUAGUAAAAAAAACGAAAGCAAAGCAGAAAAAGAAGGAAAAGACAGAAGAAAAAAUAAAAAGAGGCCGGUACCAUGAUGAGGCUGAUCAGAGUGCAUUACAGAGAAUGACUCGUCUGCGAGUGGCGUGGACAGCACAAGAGGAUGGCUUGCUAAUGCUCUGUCGAAUCGCCAGUAAUAUUCUAAACAGAAAGGUGAAUGGACCAUUUGUGCCCUGGCAAGUGGUCAGAGAUAUUAUGCAUUCCAGCUUUGAAGAGUCAUUGGAUAAAACAUCACACUCUAUUGGAAGAAGAGCUCGUUACAUAAUGAAGAAUCCUCAGACAUAUCUUAAUUACAAGGUGUGUUUGGCAGAGGUUUAUCAAGAAAAAGGCCUUGUAGAUGACUUUAUGAAUCGGAAAGCUUAUUAUGAUGAUCUAAAGAUUUGCGCUGCAGAGUUCAAGGAAUUUGUAGAACGCCUGAGAGUGAAGUUCAGCACAAAGAUGGAUGAUCCAGCAUAUGCAAUUCCAGAAACUGUGGAUGAGCUCUUCAAUAGGUUUCGUGUUCUGGCAGUUGGAGAUGAGUCCAUCCAAGAGAAUGCAUUAGAAAGUCUUAACAGCGUUGAAGACAUCCAAGUACUGGUGCUGCAGAACCUUAUCUUGAGUACACUGGCACUUUCUGAUAUGCAGAUGAAAUCAUGUCGAUCUUUGCAAACAUAUCGUAUGUAUAGACAGUAUCAUGAUGACAUUCUUGUGAAGGCUUUCUUGGAAUUCCAAAAGAAAAGAUUGGUAAAUCGACGUCGAGUAAACCACCUGUUAGGGCCGAAGAAGAACCGUGCUCUACCAUUUUUGCCAAUGUCUUUUCAGCUAUCGCAGACUUACUACAGGCUUUUUAUCUGGCGAUUUCCAUCAACAAUAUGUACAGAAUCAUUUGAGUUUUUGGAAAAGCUGAGGACAUAUGGAAAAACUGAUGAACCUGAUAUGUUUUCAUUUGGGGAUCAGACUAAUGAAAAUUCUACAGACAUGUUGUUAUAUCCUCCGGAUGGGCAAGGUGGCCAGUGUGCAACCAUUCUCUCCCUCCUGAUGCUGGGAUUUAUGUCCGUGAAUGUGAAAAUUCCAGACCAAAUUGUAGUUGUUGACAGUACCCUGGUUGAUAAUGAAGUUAUAAAGAGCUUUGGAAGAGAUGGUCUUGAUGAUGAGGAUUUUGAUGACGAAGAAGUGGAUGAAAAUGUGUCACAUAAACGGAAAAUAGAAGUCAAAGCUCGUCAGGCAUCUCAUACCAACUAUCUGUUAAUGAGGGGUUACUGUGCUCCAGGGAUUGUCAGUACAAGGAAUUUAAACCCAAAUGAUAAUGUUGUUGUUAACUCUUGCCAAGUACAUGUGAAACUAAGGAAUGCGCCUCUGAGUGGACGGUUGAAAGAUUGGGGUUCCUUCAGUAAAUUUACUGUAGACAUGCCUUCCCUACCAUCUCUUUUUACUGAACUCUUCAACACUAAAGACCGGAGCGAUGAUACUUUUCUAAAUCAUUGCAUACAUACCCUUGGAUACAGCUCUAAAGAUGUGUCUUGUGUUUUGGAAAUUCAGUCAGCAGUUGAAGCUUUUUUACAUUUUGGCAUGAAAAUAUCGGAUUUCGGAAGAAGAUUUCUGAAAUAUGAAGAUGUAGAAAAUGAACGGACUAGAUCGCUACAGCAGUAUUUACAGGACCUUGUAGAACAAAGGCAACUACUGCAAGUUGGAGGAAGCUCUGUCAGACUGGUUGCAAGAACUCAUGCUAGUCCCUGGCUUUUGAAUGCAAAUUGUGUAAAAGAACCAACUUUUCAGGACAUAACACUUCCCAAUAAAGACACUGAUUGUCCUAAGUUUGAUCAAGAAGUCUCAGCAGACCAAACUGAAAAUGACUCCAACAUCUAUGAACCCCCAAGAAAGAAAGCUCACUUAGAACUCAAGAAUGCAGAGAGCCUAACUGAUGCAGAAAAUUCAGCAUUUCCCGUAGUUCAAAGCAAUGCUGGAAGCAUGCAGAUGCUUUCAACAACAUAUACAGUGGAAGCUAAAGAGAGGUCACAGGAAAACUGCUUUCUAGGAAGACCAUGGAGAAUUGUCGAUGGCAGUUUAAAUAAACCUGUAUGCAAGGGAAUGCUGGAAGCUGUUCUCUACCAAAUUAUGUCUAAGCCAGGCAUUACUGAAAAGGACUUAGUACACCAUUACAGUGGUGUAUUGCAGCCUGUCAUUGUUAUCGAGUUAUUACAGGUUCUGGAACAAAUUGGUUCUAUAAAGAAGUGUUACAUGGAAAAAAAAUUCAAAGCUACUCUGUGCUCCCAGUGUAAAAUUCCUCAAGUAUCCAAUACCUCCAGACUGUCUGAGAAUGUAAUAGUGUUUUAUGAACCUACUAUUGACUGCACCCUGAGACUUGGUGGAAUCUUUCCCUCUGAAGACAAUUGGAAUAAAUGGGUUUUAUAAAUAUAUGUCUAUAUUGGAUGUCUAUAUUAUGUCUACAAUUAAUUUAAUACAUUUACUUCUAAAAAUAUUUUUACCCUUAAUAUUGUGUUUUUGUGACUGUAUUUCUUUGAGUUCUUCCAUGUUUUAUAGUAAAGUGCUUUUUUGCAUGCU